UACAGUGCAGUAGGUUCGUCGCACUGGUUCGUCAGAGGAAGUGACGGGAACGGGAUAGUAAACUCAAAUGAGGACUUCCAAUUUUUCAUGAAGGCUGCCACAAUAUAAGUCUGGUUAAAGUCGUCUGAACGAAGAGCGCAAAUGUUACAGUAGCCUUGUAUUCACAGACGUCAGAAACGCUACAAUGUAUCAGAAUAUAGAACGUACUCGGGCGACACAACGAUCAAUGCGGGAUGGUAGCCCACCAACAUUUGCAGAGAUUUCACAAUACUGAAUUAAAUAUGUGGAUCAUAGAUUGAACUUCAUGCAGACUUUUCGGGACUUUUCGUUGAUUUGGAAAUAUUUGCGACCGAUUUCAAUAUUAUUUACGAGGGUAGUAGACAGAUUUUUAAUAGUUAUUAAAGUUCUUCAAUGAGUUUCAGCAUGUAUACAAGGGAGAUAUCGCCACCAGUUCGGAUUUCUCUGCUAGUGGUAACUCUUGUAUCGCUUGGGAUUUGUUCAGAACUAAAAGUACGAGUGCGUUUAAGUGAUGGACUAAUUGGGGAGGAGAUUUUGGACGCCAACAGUGAGAAUGAUGACAUUACAGUCGAGUUCAAGCAAGGAGAUGGUACUCAUAUUACUGCGGUAUUUGAUUUCAAACGGGAUGUGAGGAUCGUCCGAGCUCUGAUCCUGGGGGAGCCAGAGCGAGGCCAGAACCAAUACCAGGUGCUGUGCUUUGUCUCGCGCCUCGAUCACCACGAGAUCAUCCCCACUGAGUCCAUGGCUCGCCUCAGACAGCUGUUCUGUGAUGGGAUUCUACAGAAGAACCCCCACUUGGUCCGCACGGCAGAGGAGAAGCGUGGGGAGGAACACCUCCACAUGGACAUGGCGGUGAACGUGAGUCAUGCAGGGCACCUCAACACACUCAUCCACAACGUGUGUAAGGAGGCCCACGAGGGGUUUUAUACCCGGGCAGCUGACACCAAGCAUUGGCUGGAUAAAGGAAUAGAGGCCAUUGAGUUUGAGCCCCUGCCCCAGACAGUGGACGUCUCUGGUCUGCAGCGAUGCCCCUCCACUCUGGACCUGUGGCAGCCAUGCUUCUGCAGCUAUCACCUACGUCUGGAGUGGCUCCCCUGCCUGCUCAAAUACUGUCGCAGCCGCCGGGGCGCGGCUGGAAGGGCCAACCCGUACAAGUGUGGCAUCAGGAGCUGCAGCAAGGGCUACCGCUUUGACUACUACGUCCCCCAUAAACAGCUCUGCCCAUGGGACGAGGAGACCUAAAGCAGCUGCUUUUGCCCUUAGUUCUUUCCUAGAAGGCAUUUAGCCUACCGUGCACAUCUGGACUGAGCAUGGCAGGGGCUUGGCAAGAGGCCUUGAAGUGAAGGAACAGACCUGCCUAGUGCCUACAUAGACACAGAGUAUACCAAACAUUAGGAACACCUUCUGAAUAUUGAGUUUUUCCCUCCGAAAAGCCUCAAUUCAUCAGGGCAUAGACUCCGCAAGGUGCCGGAAGCAUCCCACAGGGAUGCUGGCCCAUGUUGACUCCAAUGCUUCCCACGGUUGUGUCAAGUUGGCUGGAUGUCUUUUGGGUGGUGGACCAUUCCUGAUACACACAGGAAGCUGUUGAGCGUGAAAAACCCAGCAGCAUUGCAGUUCUUGACACAAACCGGUGUGCCUGGCACCUACUACCAUACCCUGUUCAAAGGCACUUAAAUCUUGUGUUUUGCCCAUUCACCCUCUGAAUGGCACACAUACACAAUUCAUGUCUCAAUUGUCUCAAGGCUUAAAAAUCCUUAUUUAACCUGUCUCCUCCCCUUCAUCUACACUGAUUGAAGUGGAUUUAACAUCAAAAAGGGAUCAUAGCUUUCACCUGGAUUCACCUGGGCAGUCUAUGUCAUGGAAAGAGCAGGUGUUCUUAAUGUUUUGUACACUUAGUGUAAGUCUAACUUAUUUUCAGACAGAAGAUUGUCACUGACUUACCACCAAGGUAUUUGGAUUCAACCAGACAGUAGCAUAUCUAUUGUAACCAUAUGUUUUGAAUGUUGGAUGUUUCCUACAGUGGUGUGUCGAGUGUUGUCCAUAUAUAAUAAUUAUUUUUCUAAGCAUGCAAGUGUCUGUAUUAGGGCAGCUAGACAGGAGACUAAUGGGGGAAAAUCGACACUAUGAAAAUUGUAAUAUCGCCCAACCUAGAAGGAAUUGCCCAUGCUACUAUGGAUCAAAAUCAAAUCAAGUUUAUUUUAUAUAGCCCUUCGUACAUCAGCUAAUAUCUCGAAGUGCUGUACAGAAACCCAGCCUAAAACCCCAAACAGCAUGCAAUGCAGGUGUAGAAGCACGUUUAUUUCAUUAAGUAAAUAAAAACGACAUCAGUUAAGUGAUUCAUUCACUACCAUGGAUGAAUGUUUUGAUUUGAUGCCAUCAGUCAAAGUGCUGUUCAGUGCUCCCUUGGGGUAAAACUGGAUGGUGGAGCUGCUCAGAGAAAACAUUCAUCCAUGGUAGUGAAUGAAUCACUUAACUGAUGUCGUUUUUAUUUACUUAAUGCAAAAUAAAGCCAUUUAUUGACAUUCUGUUAAAAGAACUAGGACAUUGAAACAGUACAGUCUGUAACCAAUAUCAGCACUCUUACCUUGAACUAUAGGGACCAAUUUUUGGCUCGCUGGAAGGGUUUUGUCAUUGCUGUCAAAUGCAUCAGCAUGUAGCAUCAUAUGCAGAAACGGACUUAAGUCGUGUUUAUACUUAUGGUAUACGGAAUAAAGUGAUUAACUGUGA
Messenger RNA from Salvelinus fontinalis (brook trout), 2745 nucleotides. RefSeq names its product out at first protein homolog. The transcript has 4 exons. The coding region runs from base 412 to 1260 and encodes 282 amino acids. Lineage: Eukaryota; Metazoa; Chordata; Actinopteri; Salmoniformes; Salmonidae. The record is from RefSeq and is a predicted model, not a curated record.